GCUGUGCUAGUGCGACAGCCGUCACUCCAAUAAUCUAGAAUCUUCAGUCUUCAGUCAAACAAUGCUUCCCCACAGUCUUACACGUCACCACCUGCCCCACACGUGCACUAUCCCGGCCGCUUCUUUUUCGGCACGUGUCACGUUUAAACGGCUAGUUUUCCCUCCUCAUUCUUAAUUAUUUAACUGCCGAAAAGAUAAAUUACAGGAACCCGAGGCAACAAAAAUUUCGAGAUGAUUCCAUUUCCCGCGUAGAUUAUUCUCCACUGUGCAAAAAUUUCGAGAAAACGCACUACAUUUUCGUCCCCCAAUAUAUAUAUAAAUCUAAUCCCUUUCUUCUUGGACCUGAAUCAUUUUAUCAGGUCUUUGUUUGAUUAUGGCUUUGGGAAAGAAUUGCCGGAGUAGUUCACUGAAAUGCAGCUUUUCGUCCGGAGGAGGAGGAGAAGAAGGGUUUGUUCGAGCUUUGGGGAGGAAGAGGAUAGAAAUCCCGGAUGCGGGCCCCAAGACUCCAUUGAAGAAGCAGAGGAGCGAGUGUUUCGCUUUUGAUUUCGAUUUCGAGGGUGAAAGUUCUAAACUUGAAGCUCUGCCUCGGGAGAUUCUGAUUAAGAUUCUGUGUGGAGUUGAUCAUGAGGAUCUUAAACAGCUUUUCAGUGUAUCUAAGGCGAUUAGAGAAGCGACUCUUAUUGCGAAACAGUUGCAUUUUGUUUACAGCACACCAAGAAAGAUUCCAGCUUUUCGAACCAAGAUUGAUUUUUCGGAGUCAAAUGAUGAAUUGGAUGAGAUUGAAGCUCCGAAUGCUCCGAGGCUGCAUAGGGAGCUUCCGAGCCGGAAAAAGCUUGAAGAGAUAUCUGUUAACUUAUUGGAUUCAUUGGAGGAAGGAAUCAGAAGAGGGCUUUUCAUGGAUGAAGAUGAUGAGUGAGCAACCACGGAAUUUGUAUAUAGAAAUGUCCUGCUUUGCUGCUUGAGUAGUGUGUACAUAUGGAGAAAUUGGUACCAAGCAGAUUCUUCAAAUUCAAUCAUUGAAGAUCAAAACUUGCUUGUUUAUCUAUUUCUGUACAUGUAUUAGAAAGAAAGAAAGAAAGAGAGAGAGAGAAACUUUACUGGUUGUUUAUUUAAGGGCUCUAAUCUUUGAGCCCUUCCACUGAGAAUAAUACGAAGGAUGUAGACUUGGUUGUGUAAUUUAUGAGUUUUAAUUUAUAAAAUUUCAAUAAUGU
Messenger RNA from Rosa rugosa (rugosa rose), 1211 nucleotides. RefSeq names its product F-box protein SKIP27-like. The coding region runs from base 374 to 916 and encodes 180 amino acids. The transcript is spliced from 3 exons. NCBI's taxonomy places the organism in Eukaryota, Viridiplantae, Streptophyta, Magnoliopsida, Rosales, Rosaceae. Gene Ontology annotation, molecular function: protein binding. The record is from RefSeq and is a predicted model, not a curated record.